ACACAAACACAUGGGGAGGGGGGGGGAGGAAUAGAAAAGGAGAAAGAAAACCAGUUGAUGUGCAGAAGGAGGAUGUGAUGAUACGAAGCUGCAGCUGUGCUCGAAUAACUUUUAUUUCAUCAUGGAUUUUGACUACCAACACAUGAAAGAUGCUGAAAACGUCCAACGAGAAGAGAGAAUUGGAGCUCUUUUUCCUCAGCUCCAGAAACCUUUAACUCAGCAGUUAUCUGUCCAUGAGCCGCUCUCUCGUCAGAGUCCUCCAAUUAAACCUCGGCGGAGCUUAAAGCUUCCUAAAACCUCUCAAACACAGUGUUUACAGAUAAAGAAGGUUUCCCCUACCCAGGGGCUGGGGCCUCUGCAGCCCCUGUCUCCAGCUCUGAGGGCCCAAACCCUGCUAUGGUUCCAGAAGACUCAGGUGCCCCGUCUAAGCCGACCUGGACUGCCACUGCCAAGUUGGCUUCAUGGCUUUGCCACACGCAGGGAGGCAGAAGACAUUCUAAAGGACAAACCACAAGGCUGUUUCCUGCUAAGGCUCAGCGAAUCAAAGAUUGGUUUUGUUCUGUCAUAUAGAGGAAAAGACAGGUGUCGUCAUUUCAUCAUUGAGGAGGAAGAGGGAAGGACCAAUGGCAGAGGUGGUUCUUAUCUCAUCACUGGGGAGGACAGUCGCCAUGGAAGCCUGUCGGAGUUAGUCAGUUACUACACCCAGAAUCCAGUUGGGCCUUAUGACGAGAUGCUCACCACACCUUGCGAUGAGUCCAACAAAGUUAGUCAGGAGAUUAUCAAACAGCGGGGCCAUCAUGGAAGUGGGAUAGCAGAAGCACCCAGAGGGGACUAUGGAGACUACAAGGCGACCAAUCUACUAUCCUCACCCAAACCUUUGAUAUCUGAAACUGAGCUGAAUCCUUUAACCAGCUCAACCCACACAGACAAAGAUUUUACAGCAGAGUAUGCUAUAGUGAAGAAAGUGCUAAGGAAGUCACAUUCUCUACCUGAAAGCCAACUAAGUGAACUCGCUGGGCACUCGUUGGAGGCACCAAACAUGAACCUUUCCUCUCAAGCCAACCUUCCACAGUCGGACACUGGGUGUGCUGGGGCAUGGGGAGGGGAAGAUUCCAUUGAUGUUCAAUAUGCCAAAGUCAGGAAACCUCCUAAAGUGGUUCCCCAGACGAAGGCAUCGCCCUAUGUUAAUAUCAACGAUCUCCAAGUCCACCAGAGGGCGCCAGUACCCACUGCUCCACUGACACAUGGCUUGGCUGGUGACCCUGGGAAUAGGCAGUUGGAGAGCAUGCACACCUACGAGAAGACCCCUUACCUUUUCCAACAGGAAAAGGCGGAGCAACAAAUGGAUUUAAAUUCCAUGGGACCAGGGCAAGAUGAUCAGAGAAGGGCAGACUCCCAGCAUCAUCUGUACUCAGAGGUCAAUCUCCACGGGAGAAGAGAAUGUUCAAGUCACAUUCCCUUUACAGAAAGGGCAACACCAAGUCUGCCCUCCAGACCCCCACCCUCCCGAGCCAUAAACACACACCCUCACCCAGACUCACGUGUGCAGCGAAGUGGAGAGACCCUCCUGUUGUCAUCCUCACCGUCACAAACUGGGAACCCUCAGCCCCCUUAUUCAGAGCGACCUUUGACCUGUGACCCAGGUGCCAGUAUCUACGAACAGAUCUCUGAGAGGCCCAUCUCCUCCAGACCACCUCUCCCUCCACCCAACCCCAAACGUGCCUGAGUAUCUGGGGAUUGUCUGAUAGAUCAAAAAGUAAUAAACUUGACAAAUCUAGCUGUACAUGACUGAUCAAGAUAUUGUGAGAUGUAUUUGAAGUUUGUUAAGGGAAGUAUUGCAUUAGGAAAGCAAUUUUUCUGUACCUUGGCAUCUAAAUGAAAUUAAUAUUUAUCUUGGUACCUUAUGGCACCUUCCUGCCAUAGUAAAAUCCUUGUUUGUGUAAACUUA
Molecule: messenger RNA, 1948 nt
Organism: Osmerus eperlanus (European smelt)
Lineage: Eukaryota; Metazoa; Chordata; Actinopteri; Osmeriformes; Osmeridae
Exons: 9
Coding region: 122-1726 (534 amino acids)
Cellular component (GO): cytoplasm
Source: RefSeq, a predicted model, not a curated record